Molecule: messenger RNA, 1752 nt
Organism: Pezoporus occidentalis (night parrot)
Lineage: Eukaryota; Metazoa; Chordata; Aves; Psittaciformes; Psittacidae
Gene: MAPKAPK2
Product: MAPK activated protein kinase 2
Exons: 10
Coding region: 211-1383 (390 amino acids)
Biological process (GO): intracellular signal transduction; peptidyl-serine phosphorylation; vascular endothelial growth factor receptor signaling pathway
Cellular component (GO): cytoplasm; nucleus
Molecular function (GO): calcium/calmodulin-dependent protein kinase activity; mitogen-activated protein kinase binding; calmodulin binding
Source: RefSeq, a predicted model, not a curated record
CCGCGCCGGGAGGAGGACGGGGAGGAGGAGCCGCACCGGAGCCAUCGCUCUUCUCGGGGCCGGGGCGCACCGGCGGGGGGCGGCGGCGGCGGCGGCGCUGCUGCUUCACCCCCCCCCGUCCGUGCCCGUCCCCAGCCCCAUCCCGCUCCCCGGGGCUCCGCCGGCCGCGAGUCCCGCCGCCCGUCCCGUCGGGCCCGCCGCGCUCCCGCCAUGCUCUCCGGGGCACCGCCGCCGCCCGCCGGCUUCCCCAGCCCGCCGCCGCCCCAGCCGCCGCCGCCGCCGCCGCCCGCCGCUCCCCAGCACGGGCCGCCGCCGUUCCCGGGGAAGGGCGGCCUGCUGAUCCGGAAGAAUGCCAUCACGGACGACUACAAGGUCACCACGCAAGUGCUGGGGCUGGGCAUCAACGGGAAAGUUUUGGAGAUCUUCAGCAAGAAGAGCGGCGAGAAGUUCGCUCUCAAGAUGCUGCAGGACUGCCCGAAGGCCCGGCGGGAGGUGGAGCUGCACUGGCGAGCAUCGCAGUGCGCGCACAUCGUCCGCAUCAUGGAUGUCUACGAGAACCUCUACCAGGGGAGGAAGUGUCUGCUCAUCGUCAUGGAGUGCUUGGACGGCGGGGAGCUCUUCAGCAGAAUUCAGGACAGGGGAGACCAGGCCUUCACAGAACGGGAGGCUUCAGAGAUAAUGAAGAGCAUUGGGGAAGCCAUCCAGUACCUGCACUCGAUCAACAUUGCGCACCGGGAUGUGAAGCCAGAAAACCUCUUGUACACCUCCAAAAGGCCCAACGCUGUGCUAAAGCUCACGGACUUUGGCUUUGCUAAAGAAACCACCACGCACAACUCCUUGGCCACUCCGUGCUACACGCCGUACUACGUGGCCCCGGAGGUGCUGGGCCCAGAGAAGUACGACAAGUCCUGCGACAUGUGGUCCCUUGGAGUCAUCAUGUACAUUCUGCUCUGCGGGUACCCCCCCUUCUACUCCAACCACGGCCUGGCCAUCUCACCUGGCAUGAAGAAGCGAAUCCGAAUGGGCCAGUACGAGUUCCCCAAUCCUGAGUGGUCCGAAGUGUCGGAGGAAGUUAAGCAGCUGAUCCGCAACCUGCUGAAGACGGACCCGACUCAGCGCAUGACGAUAACAGAGUUCAUGAACCACCCCUGGAUCAUGCAAUCCAUGCAGGUGCCCCAGACCCCACUGCACACCAGCCGUGUGCUGAAAGAGGAGAAGGAUCUAUGGGAGGAUGUGAAGGAGGAGAUGACGAGCGCCCUGGCCACCAUGCGAGUGGACUACGAGCAGAUCAAGAUCAAGAAGAUCGAAGAUUCCUCCAACCCUUUGCUGAUGAAGAGGCGGAAGAAAGCAAACCCCACGGAGCCUGCUGCGCUGCCCCACUGAGGGUGCCCCGCGCCCGCCCGCCCUCCACAGAGCAAUAACUAUAUAUAUAUAUUUUUUAAGGAAAACACAAAAAAAGACUGUUCUAUGAGCGCAUGGAAUUCAGACCUUUAUACCAGACUAGUUAUUUUUAGCUACUCACCUGUGUUUCUGACCUUCCUGGUAAGAUUUCCCCCCCUCCCAAAAUCAGAUCCACACACUGCAGCCGGGGCUUUGUCCUCUAGGUGAAAUCUGGCUGGUAAUUGGAGUUUAUCUUCUGUUGUGAAACGGUUUUGAUGCUGAUUUUCUUUCUGUUCCUUCCUCUCCAAAGACCUGACAGUUCCUGUGGUGACCUUUUUAGGGUAUAGAACUAUAAAUAUUUUUUAAAAACUA